AUGAGUACUUUCAUACAAAACGUGCAUAUAAAAGAUGGAGAAUAUACAAAGACAAUUUAUACAAUGAUUAAAGAACAAAGAUAUGCAGAAACAAUAAAAGUUUUAAUUACGCUUCUAGAUUCCUACACUUCUUCCAGGCCUUGUUUAUCUCUUCUUGCUCAUUGUUAUUUUUAUACACAAGAUUUUAUAGCCUCUGCACAAUGUUAUGAGAAAUUAGUUCAAUUGUGUCCAGAUGAAAAUAUAUACAAAUUAUAUCAUGCUCAAUCUUUACAUCAAGCAUGUAUGUACCAAGAGGCUUGGACAAUAUGUUCCAAUAUUGUAAAUCAAAGUAAUUUGGAAUUUAAAGUAAAAAAACUACAGGCAGCAAUAAAGUAUGGGCAAGAGGAUAUGGUGGCUGCAAAAAAUCUUGUUGAUCAAUGUCAAACAGAUGAUGUUGACACAGAAAUUAAUUUAGGAUGUCUUUUAUAUAAGGAAGAGCAGCAUGAACAGGCUUUGAAAAGAUUUUCAAAUGCAUUACAAAUUGCUGGUUUUAAACCCCAUUUAUCAUAUAAUGUAGCACUUUGUUAUUUCAAAUUGAAAGAGUUUGCUGCAUCAUUAAAACACAUUGCUGACAUUAUUGAACAAGGGAUAAAAGAACACCCAGAAUUAGGAGUAGGAAUGACUACAGAAGGUAUAGAAGUACGCAGUGUUGGAAAUACAUUAACACUUCACGAGACAGCUUUAACAGAGGCAUUCAACUUGAAAGCAGCAAUUGAAUAUCAAUUACAAAAUUACGAAGCAGCUAAAGAAGCAUUAACAGAUAUGCCUCCUAGAUCCGAAGAAGAACUCGAUGCAGUUACUUUGCACAAUCAAGCCUUAAUAAAUAUGGACACAAAACCAAGCGAAGGAUUUGAAAAACUUCAAUUUUUAUUGCAACAAAAUCCAUUUCCGCCUGAAACAUUUGCUAAUUUAUUGCUAUUAUAUUGUAAAUAUCAAUAUUAUGACUUAGCUGCUGAUGUUCUAGCUGAAAAUGUGCACUUAACUUAUAAGUAUUUAACACCGUAUUUAUAUGAUUUUUUGGAUGCAUUAAUUACGCAACAAACUUCGCCCGAAGAAGCAUAUCGCAAAUUUGACGAUCUUGGUAAUAAACACAUGGAGGUAUUGAGAAAAGCGACAAAACGGGUUCAAGAAGCAAGAUUAAAUCACGACGAUAAUGCUGUUAAAAAAGCAGUAAAUGAUUAUGAAGAAGCUUUGGAGAAAUAUGUGCCCGUUUUAAUGGCGCAAGCUAAAAUCUAUUGGGAACUUGGAAAUUAUACGCAGGUCGAAAAAAUUUUUAGAAAAAGUGUAGAAUUUUGCAACGAACAUGAUGUAUGGAAAUUAAACGUCGCUCAUACCCUAUUUAUGCAAGAAAACAAAUUUAAAGAGGCAACGGGGUUCUACGAACCAAUUGUCAGAAAAAAAUAUGACAAUAUUUUGGAUGUAAGCGCUAUAGUUCUUGCUAAUUUAUGUGUAAGUUAUAUUAUGACGACGCAAAAUGCAGAAGCUGAAGGAUUAAUAAAGAAAAUAGAGAAGGAAGAACAAGCGGUGUCGCGAGAGGAUCAAGAUAAAAAAUUGUUUCAUUUGUGCAUUGUAAAUUUAGUAAUUGGUACAUUGUACUGUUCUAAGGGGAAUUACGAGUUUGGAAUAUCUAGAGUAAUGAAAAGUCUUGAACCUUAUAAUAAAAAGUUAGGAACAGAUACUUGGUUUUAUGCGAAGAGAUGUUUUCUGUCUCUUUUGGAACAACUGGCCAAACAAUUGGUAGUUUUAAAAGAUACUACGUUGCAAGAAUGUAUACAAUUUUUAGAACACUGUGAAGUUUACGGAAGGGACGUGAGAACGGUAGUAGAACAACCCAUCGACAUGCAAGAUAUGCUUUCCAUUACUCCACAGGGUAAACAAACGGUCGUCUAUGAAGCGCGUUACUUGAAAGCUUUAUUUUUAAAACUACAAAUGUCUUAA
Molecule: messenger RNA, 1977 nt
Organism: Colletes gigas
Lineage: Eukaryota; Metazoa; Arthropoda; Insecta; Hymenoptera; Colletidae
Gene: Ttc30
Product: tetratricopeptide repeat protein 30A
Exons: 9
Coding region: 1-1977 (658 amino acids)
Biological process (GO): intraciliary transport
Cellular component (GO): intraciliary transport particle B; axonemal microtubule
Molecular function (GO): protein binding; intraciliary transport particle B binding
Source: RefSeq, a predicted model, not a curated record